AUGAACCGACACAGACGAAAGAACAACACAGGACCUCAGUCUGCUGUUCAUCUUCACCGAAAAGCCUCAGGUCACUCAUUUGAGGUCGGUGAGGUGGCGCUGUUGGACGUGAGCGCAGCAGCCGGGACGAGUUUAGUGGAAAAUCUGGAGGAAAAGUUUGGAAAAGACAAAACUUUAUUUAUUGAAUGUGACGUUCAGUCUGAAGAACAACUGAAAGCUGCUUUUCAGAAAAUCGUGGAGACUUUUGGAAAACUGGACAUUGUUUGUAACAACGCUGGAGUUUUUGACGAGACUCAGUGGGAGAAGACGGUGUCCAUCAACCUGAUGGGGAUGAUUCGAGUGUCGUACCUCGGUCUGGAGCACAUGAGCAAACUGUGCAAAGGUCAUGGAGGGGUCAUCAUUAACACUGUAUCUAUGGCAGGUCUUGAGCCGAUGCCCUACAGUCCCGUCUACACUGCCAGCAAAUAUGGAGUUGUGGGCUUCACCAGAGCAAUGGCAAUGGCGUCUCUCGGUGCGGAGGACGGCGUGCGCUUUAACGCUCUGUGUCCCGCGUACGUCAAGACAAAUUUGGCCCACAACCUCCCUGACAGAAUGGGCCCGUACACGCACAUGCAGGACAUGAUGAUGGAGCUGAUCAACAAGCUGGGCACCAUGGAUGCAAGUAAAGUUGCAGAAGCUCUGAUGGAGCUGGUGUUGGAUGAGAAGAAGACUGGAGAGGCGCUCAUAGUCAUGCCCCAUGAAAACAAAUACGCCCAGUUUCAAGUACUAAUCUAA
This is a messenger RNA of Boleophthalmus pectinirostris (great blue-spotted mudskipper), 774 nucleotides long. Its product is annotated as 15-hydroxyprostaglandin dehydrogenase [NAD(+)]-like. Bases 1 to 774 code for a protein of 257 amino acids. Gene Ontology annotation, cellular component: cytoplasm. The record is from RefSeq and is a predicted model, not a curated record. The transcript has 7 exons. Gene Ontology annotation, molecular function: oxidoreductase activity, acting on the CH-OH group of donors, NAD or NADP as acceptor. Lineage: Eukaryota; Metazoa; Chordata; Actinopteri; Gobiiformes; Gobiidae.